UGUGAGUGUGUGGCUAGAAUAAAUUGCUGGGAGGGGACAGCAGAAUUAAGCGGGUUUUAUUUAGACGGUAAUCCUUCAUCGCAAUCGCAGCGGCUAGUAAAAUGUCCCGGCAUAGGAAAGGAUAAAGCUCCUGGAUUAUGGGAGGCCCCUCCCCCGUGUUUUCCUUUCUUUUUUCCCAUCUUUCUCCUGUCUGUGCACACUGGGAGCCCCAGCAUAAAUCGCAGGAGCCUGUACGCUCAGAGGCCGGGCCACCAUGGAGUAGCGAGGCUGGGCUUCAGCAGGUGUGUUUGUGUGGACGCGGCGCGCGGUGUCUCCUUUCCUUUCUUUGGCAUCUGCUGCUAAUAUUUCCAGAUAUUAAUUAUUCAGCGAUCGCCUGCGUGCGGGGGGCCACUUGAUAGCGCGACCGCUAGGGAAGGGGCAGAAAAAAAGGAAAAGAAACUACAGCUGGAAACCGAGUGUAACGGCAAUACCUUGAACGUCAUCGCUAUUUUUUCCCUUCCUUCUUUCUUUCCUAUUCUUUUGAUGUAAGCGUAACUGAAGACCUGAAAGAAAACACCCUGCGUUUUCCCCCCUCUCUUCCUUCUCCAAUGCUGGUUAGCUGUAAGCAGUCGAGCCUCGGCCGGUCUCAGAGCUGGGACACCCUCGGGGGUAAUGAAGGACACUGGGACAGGGAAGGCAGCUACGACCCCCAAGCUAGGAUUUCGGGCCGGAGGAACUCGUUGACCUACGGGGGCGACGGCGGCGGCUGGUACGAGCCGCCUCCCCCGGGGGUUCGUCCCCCCGAUUUGGAUCUGAAACGGGAACCCUGCUCCUACCAGGACUCCCUCUACAACCAGGGCUACCCGGAGAGGCAUGAGCAGCGAGCCAUGAGGAAGAGCUCGGUGCCCGAACUGAACAGUCAUUACGACAGGCCGGGCGUGGCCGCCAGGUCUCCCGCCCCCCCUCAGGAUUACUACCAGCACGACCCUGCGCUCGCGGGACGGCCGGCCGAAGACCCGCGGGGGUUUUACAGGGGCGAGCAGCAGCACCCGCUGAGCAGGUCGGCCCAGCAUUACGGGAUGACCGCAGGGGGCCGGCCACCGUGGGAUCAGGGGCAAGGGAGGCCCGGACCCCACCCCCAAAUGCCUGCUCCUGCUCCUACCCCCGCUCCUGGGCCUCCUCCUCCGCCCACGGCGCACGAGAUGAGCCGCCUUUACAGGGACCUGGCCGCGGCUAAGAUGAUGCAGGAUGGCCAGCGCAUGUCCGUCAGGGACCCGCCUCUGGGUCGCUAUGCCGGGGAGUCCCCCGCUCAACGGUACGCUGCCGAGCUGCCCCCUCCUCCUCCCCCUCCCUCGCCAGGCCGGCCCGCCUACUGCGAUGUUAACGGCCGCCCCCUGGACCCGCGGCAGCCCGCGCCCACCUGCCUGGUGGUGGACCCGGCGGCUCAGGGAAUGGACGGGACCGUGUCCCGCGGGAUGGUGCUCAGGCAGGAGAGCCCCUCCACGUACAGCCACGUCCCCAUGCAAAACCUGCCCUACGACCCUGGCUACGACCCCAGCGUUUCCAUGGGAGCGCCCAUGGUCACGCCCGGCUCUAUGGUGGGCCCUUCGCACCUCCCUCCGGCAGCGUCUCACCCAGCGGCUGUGCCUACAGCUACACCAGCGCCCCCUCCAACGCCGGCUCCGGGACCCCCUGUGGCGCCUGCUCCGUUGCCCCCGGUGACGCCUACGCCUGCGGACCCGAAGAGGAACGCGGACCCCGAAUUCCUGGCGCUCCUACGUGGGGAGGGCCUGUCGGAGAGCACCAUCACCUCCCUGCUCCAGCAGGGCUUCGACUCGGCCGCCAUGCUGGCCAUCAUGGAGGAGAACGACGUGCGCUCCAUGGCCCCCAACCUGGGCCAGGCCCGGGUGCUGUCCCGCAUGGCCCUUAGCUUCAGACGGCCUGCCGAGACCCCCGCAGUGGCCCCCCAGGGCCCCGCCCGGCCCCGCUCCAACAGCUUCAGCUAUCGAAAUGACCUGUACCUGCAGCAGCAGGGUCUGGACCCCCAGCUAUUGCCCCAGCCCCCGAAUGCCAUGCAGGCCAUCUCAGGCCCACCCAGGGUGGGGGAGAUCAUGGGCAGGAGGCCCAACAGUGCCCCCUCUCAGCACCUUUUGGAAACUACUGGCUACCCCGGAGUCCGUUCCCCUGUGGGUUUCCCUGGCAACCCUGGCAACUACGGUAACCCUGCCCCCCAGGGUCGUCCCAUGUCGGCCUACACUGGUCACCCUGGCAACCCCGGCUUCGCCAUGGGGCCACAGCAGCACCCGCUGAUGCCGCCCAUCAACGCCGUGGUCACCCCCAGGGCGUACUCCACCAACUACACGGUGCCCAUGGAGCUGAUGAAGAGGGCGCCCAGCCUGCCGCCCACGUCGCCCAUGCAGAGCCCCCACCCCAGCCCCCAGCCCAUGCGCAAGUCCGGGGCACCACCCGAAAACACCAUGAUGCCCGGCGGCUCCUCCUUCCAAGCGCAGAACGCCUCCAACCAGAAGCUCACCCGCAGAACUGGCCCUCCGGUCAUCGUCUCCACCAUGGCCUCGCCUGACUCAAGCAUCCGGCCCCAGAUUAUGAACGGCCCCAUGCAGCCACGCCCCCUGGUGGCCCUUCUGGACGGGCGGGACUGCACUGUGGAGAUGCCCAUCCUCAAAGACCUGGCCACUGUGGCGUUCUGCGAUGCCCAGUCCACACAGGAGAUCCAUGAGAAGGUCCUGAACGAGGCGGUGGGGGCUAUGAUGUACCACACCAUCACUCUGACCCGCGAGGAUCUGGAGAAAUUCAAGGCCCUGAGGAUCAUCAUUCGUAUCGGCAGCGGCUACGACAACAUCGACAUCAAGGCCGCCGGUGAUCUGGGGAUCGCCGUGUGUAACAUCCCGUCGGCGGCGGUGGAGGAGACGGCCGACUCCACCCUCUGCCACAUCCUGAACCUGUACCGGCGGAACACCUGGCUGUACCAGGCCCUGCGGGAGGGCACGCGCGUGCAGAGCGUGGAGCAGAUCCGCGAGGUGGCGUCCGGCGCCGCCCGCAUCCGCGGCGAGACGCUGGGCCUCAUCGGCUUCGGUCGCUCGGGGCAGGCGGUGGCCGUGCGGGCCAAGGCCUUUGGCUUCAACGUGAUCUUCUACGACCCGUACCUGCAGGACGGGCUGGAGCGCUCGCUGGGGGUGCAGCGCGUCUACACCCUCCAGGACCUGCUCUACCAGAGCGACUGCGUGUCCCUGCACUGCAACCUCAACGAGCACAACCACCACCUGAUCAACGACUUCACCAUCAAACAGAUGCGGCAGGGGGCGUUCCUGGUGAACUCGGCGCGGGGCGGGCUGGUGGACGAGAAGGCGCUGGCCCAGGCUCUGAAGGAGGGGCGGAUACGCGGGGCGGCCCUGGACGUCCACGAAUCGGAGCCCUUCAGGUGAGGAGUGGGGGGCGGGGACUGAGCUGGGUUAAUGAAACAGAACUGGGGCAGUCUGGACCCCCCUCCACGUUUCGGUGUCAGAGCAGUACUACGCAGAUGAAUUUGUUUGCAUGGCUAAUUGAACAUCAGAUUAGUACUAGAUGCGUCCCAGUUUUUAUUAACCUUGUCCUUGACCUCUUACACAGAGCUCUCUGACAUGGGGUAGUGUGCUCUACUUAAAUCAGCACACUCAUUACUGUAAUAAGGCUCAGGGCAACAGGUCAAAGGUGGGUUUUUAGCCUUCCUAAUUAUAAACUAGCAGUUCUUCAGUUGUUCUUUCUUCACCUUUUCGCAUCAGAAGCCAAUAGAAACAUCCCAGAAUAACAGCCUGACUGACUCGAAAUGGGGAGGGGGCAGCCUUACCCACAGACCUGUUUGAAAACAGGUUAGGGAUCGUUUCGUCGCUUUUUGAUUUUUACCGAACAGAGUGAAAAUAACGAGGCGUUGUGAAGUGUUGUCGUGCCGGUGCGUGGGGUUGGUGCUUCGGGUGGGAUCUGUCUGGGGAUUCGGCAGCUGCAGAACGAGCCCUGUUUCUGCCAUCCGACUCGCCCCGGCGAAGCAGGAGAGCUCUCAACUCCGCUUUCUGUCUGCGCCUGGAAGCCUGCUGCCUUUUUUAGCCCCGUCACAUCACUGAGAGCACCACACAAAGACCUGGGGAGAAGCAGCCCUCUGAAAGGGAGGCAGCUCCUUGGUUUUCUUCAGCUAACAGCUAGGAGAAGCUGCCAAAUGACUGUGUCUGACACUUUCCCUCCCGUUUCUCUCUUUCUCACUUUCUCUUUCACACUCUCUCACUCUGUUCUUCUUUCUCCCCCCGCUGU
Molecule: messenger RNA, 4278 nt
Organism: Anguilla rostrata (American eel)
Lineage: Eukaryota; Metazoa; Chordata; Actinopteri; Anguilliformes; Anguillidae
Product: proline-rich protein 36-like
Exons: 6
Coding region: 588-3422 (944 amino acids)
Biological process (GO): regulation of transcription by RNA polymerase II
Cellular component (GO): nucleus
Molecular function (GO): oxidoreductase activity, acting on the CH-OH group of donors, NAD or NADP as acceptor; NAD binding; transcription coactivator activity
Source: RefSeq, a predicted model, not a curated record